Molecule: messenger RNA, 1539 nt
Organism: Naegleria gruberi
Lineage: Eukaryota; Heterolobosea; Eutetramitea; Acrasida; Naegleriidae
Exons: 1
Coding region: 1-1539 (512 amino acids)
Source: RefSeq, a predicted model, not a curated record
AUGUUUAAUCCAUUCUUUACACAACCUUCUGGUGGCGCCAAUGUCAAUCCAUCCAAUGUGAAUGGUUCAAAUCAAUUCAAUAAUAGUGUUGCUGGUACGUAUAACAGUUGUAGUAAUAGCAGUGGGAGUACAAUGCCAAACUUAUUUUCAGACAUGAUUAAUGUGAACAGAAGAAUGAUGAUGGGAGGAUUUAGCAUGCCAAGUGUGAAUUUUGGUAUGACAGUGAUGGGUCAAUCGAGCACUACUAAUAUGACAAAUAGUGGGAUGCUUGGUGGAGGAAUGAUUAUGCCAUCAAGUAAAACACAUGAAAUGUGUGACUUGUCUGGAAAGUGGCAAGACAAAUCUGGUAUGGUUUGGCACAUUACUCAAAAUGGAAAUACGUUCCAAAUGAUUGAGGAAAGGAGUAAUUUCACAGGAAAGGGUUCAGUUAUUUCGAGCAAUAUUAAUGGAACCGAAUGGGUAAUUCAUGUGUCAUUAACUGCCAGAACAUUACAAGUUAAUAAUCGUUUACAAGCAUUCGACAAUAACAUGCUGGUUGGUCAAAGGGAUUUUUUCAAAUUAAUUGAGAAAUUUAACACUAAUGUGAAACCAUCCCCAAACAACGUGAUAGAUCCAAAUUUGAGUUUGAAAUUGGUUGGAUCAUCUUUUAAAUCAAAGAGUGGCGAAUGGCAAGUGGUAAUGAAACUAAAUGAAGGAUUAUACGCAAUUAAGAAUGGAAGUGGAAUUAUGAAGCAUUUGUGUAUCACCCCAGACAAUAAUGGUCAAUUAAUGGUUUUCAUUUCACAAGAAAACAAAUCAGGUAAGGGAGAAGAGGCCCUCUUCUGUUUAACAGCCGAUAUCUCACACUUGUCUCUUUCCAAUGGAGAAGUUUGGACCUUAGAGGCUCCUCCAACUAUCAAUUCCCAUGUCUACUCAUCAAUUUAUCAACAACCUCAAACUUAUAGUCAACCAGGCUAUCCAAUGUAUCAACAACCACCAACUCAACCAAAUUACUACCCUCCAAACAAUUCAUAUCCACAACCUCCAAAUCUUUACCAACAACAACCUUUUAAUCCUUACCCACCACAAUACGGGCAUCACCAUCAACCACAACCAAAUUAUUAUCCUCCAAAUAAUUCAUAUGUUCCACCUCCGCAAACUGUCUCACCUCCACCAAAAACUAUUGGUUGGGUGGAAAGCAUUUUGGCUUGUAAAGACGAGAGUUCGAAUAGAAUUCUUGAAAAAAUUGAUCAAUAUUCAAAGAGCCAAUAUGAAAAAUGUGAAUCUCAUCAUCUGAAACAAAUUUUAAAACUUUUAACUCAUGGACCACACCAACGUGAUGCAAUCUCCUUAUUAAGCAAAAAUUUAGCAAUUGGAUAUUUAACUUGUAGUUCAGUAGCUACAGAUAUUGUUCCUUGCUUUGACUUUUUCUCUCAUACUUUUGAAUCAAUCACUACUUUAGCUCCACAAAUAACAGACAGACGUCAAAAUGCAGAAGUAAUUUGUAAAUGUUUCAAUGAUAUUGAUGCCAAGAAAGUGAGAGAACUGUUAAUGAAAUAA